AUGGUCGCCGUGUCGAACAACGACCUUUCCUCUCUAGAGGCCACCCUUCUGAAUGUUCCGGGGAAUGUGCCCCUGCAUAGGCGCUUUCGUGCAUUAUUCACUCUAAAGGCGCUGAAGAACGCAGAUGCCAUCUGCAUCAUCUCAAAAGGCUUUGCCGAUCCGUCUGCCCUAUUGAAGCACGAGCUUGCAUACUGCCUAGGACAGAUCAAGGAUGUGGCCGCCUUGCCCACUCUCGAGGCUGUUCUGGCGAACGAGCACGAGGAUCCUAUGGUCCGACAUGAGGCCGCCGAAGCUAUGGGUGCCAUCUCUAACGAGGCAUCUCUCCCGAUUCUGCAAAAAUACACGACCGACCCGGAGCGGGCUGUGCGCGAGACAUGCGAGAUUGCGUUGGACAGGAUUCGGUGGGCAAAUUCUGACGAAGGCCGUGCCGCGGCAUCUUUGUCUACUGAAGAACCGCAAAUGUAUACCUCGAUUGACCCCGCACCCCCGACCUCAGGUCUGCUGGCAGGAACCCGGAAACCUUCUAGCACGAGCCUGGACGAGGUAUCGCGCUUACGCGAUGAACUAUUGGAUACCAAACGCCCAUUAUUCGAACGCUAUCGUGCAAUGUUUGCCCUGCGGAAUAUCGGCAACUCUGCGGCGGUCGACGCGCUUGCGGACGGCUUCGCAGACGAGAGUGCCCUAUUCAAGCAUGAAAUAGCCUUUGUCUUUGGCCAAUUGCUUUCGCCCCACUCCGUACCCGCACUUCUGCGAGUUCUUCAGGAUGGGCAGGAAAGCGAGAUGGUUCGUCACGAGGCGGCCGAGGCUCUUGGGGGGAUUGCAACACCGGAGGUACUCCCUCACCUCAAGGAGUGGAUGAUCAGGGAGGAUUCACCAGUGGUUGUGCGAGAGAGUUGUCAGGUCGCUCUCGACAUGUACGAGUACGAAAAUUCGGACCAGUUCCAAUAUGCGGAUGGUCUCGGCGCAGGCGCCCAACUUGUAGCUGCCGCUUGA
Molecule: messenger RNA, 993 nt
Organism: Peniophora sp. CBMAI 1063
Lineage: Eukaryota; Fungi; Basidiomycota; Agaricomycetes; Russulales; Peniophoraceae
Source: the annotation of a GenBank genome assembly